Dromaius novaehollandiae (emu) is the source of this 6250-nucleotide messenger RNA. RefSeq names its product zinc finger matrin-type 3 (gene ZMAT3). The record is from RefSeq and is a predicted model, not a curated record. Lineage: Eukaryota; Metazoa; Chordata; Aves; Casuariiformes; Dromaiidae. Gene Ontology annotation, molecular function: zinc ion binding; nucleic acid binding. Bases 169 to 1038 code for a protein of 289 amino acids. The transcript has 6 exons.
CUGGCGUCACUUUCUGCGGCUGCCGCCGUCGGCGUCCGGCGGCCCCGCGCUCCGGCGGCCGCGGGUAGUGGCGGCGGCUCUGGGGCCGGCGGCGCGUCCGGAGCCGGUUGGCGGUCUGAAGACGACUGCUCUUCCUUCAAAAGUAACGUGCCACAGUCUUCCUGGCCAAUGAUUCUUCUACAGCAAGCAGGACUUCUUCCUCAUCCUGAGAAGCCUUCAUCUCUUCCUAUGUCACUGGCUACAAGGCCAAGAGCCAACUCACCGCUCUCCCCACCAAAAUCUGUCGGACUGGGGCCUUCCUUUCAUCACGCACAAGAAGAAGAGCUUGCAAAGGUGGUGGAGCAGGACCCUAUGCUGGAGGAACUAUGUAAGCCUCUGUGCUGUAAGCUUUGCAAUGUCACUCUGAAUUCAGCACAACAAGCCCAGGCUCAUUAUCAGGGUAAAAACCAUAGUAAGAAACUCCGAAACUACUAUGCUGCCAAUAGCUGUCCAGCACCUGCCAGAAUGAGUAAUUCGGUUGAGCCUGCCCCACCUCAGGUUGUCUCCAUUCCAGCUCAGAUGGGAUCCAGUAAACCAGGUGGCCGAGUGAUCUUGGCCACAGAGAAUGAUUACUGCAAGCUUUGUGAUGCCUCGUUUAGUUCUCCGGCUGUGGCCCAGGCUCAUUACCAAGGGAAAAAUCAUGCCAAGCGGCUGCGUCUUGCAGAAGCACAGAAUAACUCAUUCUCGGAUGCGUCAGAACUAGGCAAACGGAGGGCAAGGAAAGAAGGGAAUGAAUAUAAGAUGAUGCAGAACAGAAGAAAUAUGUAUACAGUUCAAAACAACACAGGUCCCUAUUUCAAUCCCCGCUCACGCCAGAGGAUUCCUCGGGAUCUGGCCAUGUGUGUCACCCCCAGCGGCCAGUUUUACUGCUCCAUGUGCAAUGCUGGGGCCAGUGAGGAGAUGGAGUUCAGACAGCACUUAGAAAGCAAACAGCAUAAAAGCAAGGUGUCCGAACAGCGGUAUAGGAACGAGAUGGAGAACCUAGGCUAUGUACAAUGACACGCCACCCUCGGUAGUAGUUUGCAAAUAGAGCAGCUUGUCUCUCGCCUGCUGUUUGCCACAUGCCCUGCUUUGUGCUCCAUUUGAUAGGAGUAUGCUCUCGAGCUAUACAUGUAACACCUGCAAACUUAAUGGUAUGGUUAGAUUUUUUUUCUAUCAUAGUUGGCAGGAUGACGCUGUGCAGGACAUGAAGCGUUUUGAUGUUUGUUUGCUAGUUAUCUGAGGCUCUUCAUUGUAUCGAGUGGGGGGACUCUGUCUUCUCCUCAGCCUUCUGCAUGAAUAUGCAAAGCCCAAGAAGUGCUGGGAACUUCUCUGAUUCAGCCACACAGGUGGACCUUGUGCAAAGCCCACUCCCCCCUUGGCAUGCCAGAGAGCAGUGCUCCUGAAUGUCCCGCUAGAGCAAGGUGAAUCUCUGGGCAGCUUGGAAGAGAGGGACGGGAAUGGGGCCUGUGAAUGUGUUUUUAGACGGUUUACUUGUCCACAAAUUGCUGCUGUGGCCCCUAUUACAGCCCACAGGAAGUUCUUCCCACAUCCCUGUAGAAAGACUGCGCACACCUCUCAUCCUUGGAUGGUCUUAUUUCCUUCUCCUUCCUCUGUGUUGAAGACUUCAUUCUAAGAUCUGACAUUAGUUAUCGGCUGGUUAGCCACAUCCAGGAAUGCUCUGUUCUACCAAACGGCUAAUAGAGAAGAAAGAUUUUUCAGUGCUGUAGUUGGCUGGACACCUUAGUACACCAUGGGUGUAGUUCACCUCUCUGGGGAGAGCCUCUGUGUGUCACAGUGGUCUAACGGAGUGAAUCAGAAAGCAAACCUACUCAGAUUGGGUGUGCUCUGCUCUGAUUCAGUGUUAGACUGUGUAGGGUUGAGGAUGGGUUGGAGGGAGCUGUCAGCUGUAAUUUCUUUGCAUACUGAUGUAGAAGAGGGCAGGUGUUGGUCUGCGGCCUGCAGCUCUAUUGCUAUAGAAGAGCAGGGCUGCCUGGACUUUAGGGAGCAGGUAUCAGCUGUUUCCCACUUCCAUGCUGUUCCCUCCAACUAAGCCCAAUGGGUGUUACAGAGGUGAGGUGAAAUGCUCCCUUGAACCUGAGCUACCAAUAUUGAAUGAAUUCAUUUUUUCUCCCCAUCUCAGACUGGGUUUUAAUUCCGCUUCUUGAUGUGGACAUCACUGUUUCAGGGACCACCUAAACUCCAAAGCUAGGCAGGAUGUAGUUGUUGGGUGUGACAGUUGUUUGAGUAACAGUUUCUUGGCCAAGCAGAAUUAUUCAUGAGACUUGUUAAGCAAAUCUUUAAGUGUAGAGAAACCCAAAGGGUGUGUAUCUGUGUUGAUUUUCCUUAGAAGUAGUGGAAAGGGGAUAAAAAGCAGAAGUAGGGCUGCCAUUUAUUUUUCUACUCAUUUGGGUAGGUGUUAGGAGCUGUGAUUGGAAUCCAAUUCACAAUGUUUCUAGAACAUUGGCUCCAGCAGCAAGUGCAGCAUGUAGCUAGCCUCCUUUGGACCUGAUUUACCACUGUGCUGCUACAGCUCUACACUGGUAUAGCUUCCUUGACUUCAGUGGCAGGUGCAGAGAGGCAGUAAAGGAAGCUUCACGGCUUGUCUCCCACUCCUCUUUAGGCAGUAGGUUGAAUUAGAUGCAGCUCCAUUGAUUUCAGUAGCACUUUGCCAGGGAUAAAUUUGCCCCAAAGUGUGUGAUGUUGAAGGUAGUCCACCCCCCUCCUUUUUUUUUUCUUCUUUUUUCUUGCCAUUCUGAUCCUGCCUCUUGCAUUCCAGAAGGCUUUUCUGCUUGCCUUAAAAACAGAAAAAUGAAUAAACAAACAAAAAAGGAUAUUUUUUUAUUCAUCUUUCUAUUCACCUCAGAAAGGCUUUUGAUACUUGGCUGCUCAAAAGUAAAGGCUCUUCUUCAGAAACCGAAUAUCCUAUCUCUAGCUACCUGAGCAUCAACUAGCCUUGCAACCUUAACUCAGCCCUCUUAGUCCAGGGAGGGUGAGCUUUUCUGUAGUCAAAAGCAACCUCCUGCAUCAUUCCAUGCUGAUCCCUGCCCUGUAGAUACAGGCAGGGCAGUAGGUAUCCUCUUGAACGGGAUUCCGUCUCCUUUGUGCAAAGCCUGAUUAAAUAGGCCUUGUGCACUGGAGCUCAUCGGAGUGUAGGAGAACAGAUGCCCAGGUUGCAGAGCACUAACUGAGCUGUUUUGACAGCUUGUACAUCUGUCUCUCCUUUUCUGUCCCUGCCCCAUCACCCUUAUGCUGCCUUGAAGAUUGCCCUUGCAACAUUUCUUGUCAGCCUCUUAUUCUCUCCCAUCCUUUGCAGUCAAAGAAGGGCUGAUUCUCUCCUUGCGUUCUGUCUUCUGUAGUUUCCCUGGUGUGGUACCACUGUGCAGGGACAGAGGGAGCUGGAUAAGCCUUACCACAGUGUGUUUCACCAGGGUGAUCCCUGCAUUGUGGUUACACAUUCCUCUUGCUGUAACUUAAAACAUGAUAUUUCCCACAGGCUGCAAUUAGUGGCAGAAAACCAGCUCCUUGUGAAAUAAGAGCUUGGGAAGUUAUCGGUACUGGUGUUUUCUACUGCUUUGAUCAACAAGGCAUUUUUCUCUGCUUUCGCAUGUCCCAGAAUCAGCAGUUGACCCCCUUCCUUAGGUUGCUGCUCCAGCUCAGCAAUCUGCUCCUCAUUUGGCAUUUCCAGUGGCUAUGUUCAUAUCCGCUGGAAGCGUCAAAACCUCUGUUUGCUCCAUGUGCCAUCUCCUUCUGUCCGUGUGGCCGCCUCCCUGGGCAAGCAUGCUGCAGCGUGUUGGUGUGUUAAUGCAUGCGGGAGAGCGUGUGUGGGAGCUGUGGGUCGUUGUGCUCACGGGCCGCUCUCUGCGUGGGGUUGAGUCAGGUUUUGAGAGAUGGCCUCAGUCUGCCCUGAACAGGGAGGCAUCUAGCCAGUCUGUUGCCUUUGCAAGAAUGCAAAGAUUGAACAUUGUCAUCCUGAGAUUUUCAAAGUGCUCCCAGGUAUAAAGUAGGGAGUGGGACUGCAGCAGCAGAUCUCUGAAGCAGGAGUAAAGGUAUUUAUUGCUGGGAGAAGCUGCUGAGACUUGCUUUGCCCCAAAACUCCUUUUUGGCCCUUUCCUAUGAGUGACCAAAGCUUGUCUCUCCCUUUUCAGCAUCACAUAACAAAGAGAAAACACGCCACCUUAUUAAUAUUGUUAGGGUUAAGGCCAAUCCAAACUCAAACCCUUAAGCAAGAGAAGCAGGGCCAAUCCUGAUUAUAUUUUUUUUUUAUGAGAGUCACUGCCUAAAUUGGCAUUCAAAAUACAUGUUGAAAAUGCAUCCCGGCAUAACCUUAUAUGGCAUAGAUGGGCUGGGGGGAAUGCUGUAUAGCUGUAGUACCACUUUACAGACCCUAUGAAUCUUGUUCUUAAGUUAAAUGAAAUACCAAACCCAAGAAAUAGGACUUCUGUGAAGCUCUCAUAUUGGCCAGUAGGUUAAUGACCUUUGCUGCUAGAAACAAAAUAUAAAUCAGUGUGUUCAUAUUUAUUUUACUGUGCUGACCACUAAUUGACUUGUUAAUAUUUAAGUCAUGAUACUAUAGGUUGUUUUUGUUUAAAUAGAAAACUCUACAUUGCACUUUGAUUUUGGAUCAGAACAGGUAUUUAUUAUAUUUGUGAGAAUGUUUUCCUGCCCAUAUAUGUACUGUUUUUUCUUCCUUGAUGCAAAAAACAAACAAACAAACAAAAAAAAAGCCCAACCAGUGAAUCUCCUUUGUUUCUUUCCAUGCCGAACAAAAUUGGGAUUUCCUUGUAGCUCUUAAAUGUCCAUUUCAACUUUUUUCACUAACGAUUCCUGUGGUAAAUUGGGACAAUAUUUUUAAAGACCCAUGAAUUUCAUACUACUUUUAAGCAUUUCUUUUAAGACAAGGAAGUAAACUGUAUGGAAGCUGUGUAUUUGUGAGGAGUGUGAAAGUGAUACUAUUUUGUUUGUAUUAGGCAUUAGCUGUUACUUUGCAUUCUGCACUAAUAAGUAAUUGUGUUAUAAUCUUGCCUAACAUUGGUCUCCUUGACUUUUUGCUUUUUUGGUGUACAUCAAAAGGAACCCUGAAAACUUCUGUGGAGUUGCUUAAGAUGGUCAUCAGUGUAACAAAAUGCAAAUUUUGUUUUAUCUGUAAAGCUUUUUGUCUUUUUUCUUUUCUAUAUGCCCAUUAUCAGGCAUUAGAAGGGAAAGCUAUUUCCAUAAGCACAGAUUCCUGUUUUGGCUUACUAAUGCAUGAAGUCCUUUUGCAACAUUGCUUAAGCAGCACUCUCACUAAUUAAUGGGGAUUUUGCCCAAGUCAGGAGUAAAUGAGAUAGCCUAGCUAAAUAUGUUAGCUAGGCCCAGGCAAAGCAGACUGCUAACAUUGGUCUCUUACUCCUGUUUUGGUUACAACACUCUUAUGGUUUUGCUUUUUGAAGAAUGUUUAUCUUGCUCUGUAAGGAUUUGGUCCUGCUCCAGCUAAAAUAGUUUAAAGUUCAUUGUCUUUAGUUGAUUAGGAACAAGCCUUUAAACCCUUCAGGAAUUUCAUACUGAUACUUUCUCAUAUAUGCUUCUUUUUUUCCUUUUUACAACUGUUUAUACAAGGAUGCUCUGGAUGAGAAGGACAUCUGUUACUAAUUAUAGGAAAAAAAAAAAAAGUCAAGGUUUCCAAAAGGAAUGAUCUUGUCUGGCAAAGUCCAUAUAGUCCCAGGAUUAACUGAGACUGAAGAAGUAUGGACCUGGUUUCUUUGAAGUUAGUGGCUAAGCUCCCAUUGUUUUGAGCUGGGCCAGCUUCUUUGCCAUCUGCAUAACAUUAGAAAUGAAAAUAAAGUCCACUUUCAUACAAAUGUGGUCAAACAAUAGCUUUGGGCAUUUCUCCUUUAAAAGAUGUAUCACAAUUCAAAUGUGUAUCUCUUUAUCUGAAGUAUCUGCAGGUAAAGGCAGGAGUGCUUUUUUCUUUUUUUUUUUAAAAUAAAUCUGACCUGAAAUAUUGUAUGUGAAUAUAUGAGUUUUUCAAUCUGUGUUUUGUGGGGGGAAAGAAGGACUUGAUUUAAUUUCCUUCUGCAUCUGUCCAGCAACAUCAUUUGCCAGAGCUUUGAAUGUACUUCAUCUAGAGCCUUCUUGUCAGGUUGGUUUUGUACAUUUGUCCUUCUUUUCUUUAUAUUGUACUGACCCCCCUGAGGGAAUAGUGAAUGAAAAUGAAUUUUUCUUCAGUAUAUAAUAAAUCAUCUUGCUCUUA